AUGAUGCUGCGUUGCGGUGUAACCAUGGUUUCUAACAGCUUGAUUGCGCUUUAUACUGGCCUCGUGUUAUCAAACGGCGUCCAGUUUGGUGCAGCGGAUACGGCUCCAAGCUGGCAAAAACAUGUCAGAUCGCCUGCUUCCAAUACAGUGAAGCCAAUUGGAAUUAUAUCGGACAGCACGAUUGGCAAUGUUUCUAACCCCAAUGGCUUGAUUGACGGUCAAGAGCCCACAGUGCUGAGCCGCAACACUGAGAGCGACCAGUUGCCAACAAUAGUGGUGGAUUUUGGACAGAAUGUAGUUGGGAUUCUAAGCCUGCAGUUCAGCGAAUCGCAGAGCCUGUCUACGGGACUGCCGGGUUUGAGAUUGGCCUUUUCUGAGACGAAGGAGUAUCUCACUGAUCGGAGUGAUUUCACACGAUCAGAUAAUGCUAGCGGAGUGAGUCUUGGGAAAUUGUAUACCCCCUUGCCCUCUUCUUUUGAUCAGACGGACUGCUAA
Messenger RNA from Trichoderma gamsii, 495 nucleotides. Its product is annotated as alpha-L-rhamnosidase A. The record is from RefSeq and is a predicted model, not a curated record. The transcript has 2 exons. The coding region runs from base 1 to 495 and encodes 164 amino acids. NCBI's taxonomy places the organism in Eukaryota, Fungi, Ascomycota, Sordariomycetes, Hypocreales, Hypocreaceae.